UCUAGCACAAAGACAAACAAAUGUUUCUUUCUGGCAUUGUGGCAUUUUGUACCUACUUGUCUCUAUCAUUUACAAAUACGUGUUCGUCAAAAAGGUUCUCACGACGCUCCUUGUAAUCCAAAACUUUGUGACUGUAUUCAAGAGGACAAAAUAAAAGUAUAAUAUCAUAAACGAACGAAAAAUGAAUGAAUUAAAAUCUUUGGAACACGCAACGUUGAAGGUACCGUACGAAGUGUUCAACAAACGCUAUCGUAAUGCCCAGCGUGUAUUUGAUGUGGAAGCUCGUCAGGUUGGGAGUAUAGCCACAGAAGUGGACACUGCCACUAAAAAGCAAGGAGUGACUUCUGGAGAGAUUGAUACUCUUCUUGGUGGCAUGGUUGAGAAACUAACAACAAUGAAACGUAAGGCAUCUGAAGCUAUCGCGGAGGAGAUGCAAGCCGCUUACGUGUGUAAAAAGAGGUUGGAGCACUUGAAGGAACAAGCAGCCGCACUGGCUGAACCUAGUACUCCACAAGUCAAGACUAGCUUGAACCAGUGGAGGAAGGUGCGGCUCGACAGAAUGCUCGUCGAGUAUUUCCUCCGCAACGGGUACUACGACUCAGCUAACAAGCUCGCCGACGCCAGAGGACUGAGGGAGCUCACUAAUGUUGAUAUAUACACAGUAGCCGCUGAAGUGGAGGCGGAACUGAACUCCCAGCGCACCGCUCGCUGCCUGCAGUGGUGCGCAGACAACAAAUCCAAACUGAGGAAACUCAACUCUAAUAUGGAGUUCAAAAUACGGAUACAGGAGUUCAUUGAGUUAGUUCGUGAGGACAAACGCUUGGAAGCUGUCAAAUACGCGAAGAAGCACUUCUCUACUUUUGAAGAGGACCAGCUCAAGGAUAUACAGCAUUGCAUGGGCAUGCUCGCCUUCCCUAAGGACACAGAGGUGGAGCCGUACCGCAGCCUGCUGCAGCAGUCGCGGUGGGCGGCGCUGGUGCAGCAGUUCCGCUGGGAGCACUCGCGCCUGCUGCACCCGGCGCGGCUGGCGGCGCUGCCCGCCGCGCUGCAGCUGGGGCUGGCCGCGCUCAACACGCCGCAGUGCUACAGCGACGCCACGCGCGUCUCCGCCUGCCCCGCCUGCCAGCCGCCCCUCAACGCGCUCGCCGCCACGCUGCCCCACGCCCACGUCUCCCACUCGCGUCUGCUCUGCCGCAUCUCCAGGGCGCCCCUCAACGAGCACAACCAUCCCAUGGUGCUGCCCAACGGACAGGUCUACGGAGAGAAGGCUCUUAAAGAAAUGAUGAAGGAGCACGGUUCCAUCAUCUGCCCGAAAACCAAAGAGGUGUUCUGUAUGAAACGCGUUGAGAAAGUAUAUGUUAUGUAAUACAUAUAAGACCUAGUAUUGUACUAUGUACAUAUAUCCACAUAAAUAUGGUACCUACCAGCAUUUAUCGCGAUCUUGACUUGUAUU
This is a messenger RNA of Spodoptera exigua (beet armyworm), 1453 nucleotides long. NCBI's taxonomy places the organism in Eukaryota, Metazoa, Arthropoda, Insecta, Lepidoptera, Noctuidae. The record is from the annotation of a GenBank genome assembly.